Molecule: messenger RNA, 893 nt
Organism: Ilex paraguariensis (yerba mate)
Lineage: Eukaryota; Viridiplantae; Streptophyta; Magnoliopsida; Aquifoliales; Aquifoliaceae
Source: the annotation of a GenBank genome assembly
UACCCAUUCCAUAAACAGUGAAGCAAGCCGGAGAACUUUUAUACCAAUCCACCAAAUAAAAUUUUAUAAAUAUAAAGAAUAUGUAUAUGUAUGUAAGUACAAGACUCGACUUUUAUUCCCCUCUGUAUUCUAAACUACUAGAGAACAAUAUAUAUUAAAAAACAAUAAACAAAACGAAAUAAAUAAACUCCACAUUAAAUCCAUGGAAAAAGAAAUCUCUCGUAUGAAUCCUCCAUCUUCUAGAUGAAUAUAUGUGACCCUGUGAAUGAAUCCAUUGCUGAAAUCUCUAGUUCUUCAUGAGCGUAAGCAAAGACAAGAAUAGCGAAGAGCACAAAAUAACUACAGAGACCAGUAAAGAAUACCCAGAACCAUGGUCCAUCGCUGGUGCCUGUGCUGGAGAAAAAUCUGAUGCUGGCGCCGGAGCAAAAUCUUGUGCCGCCGCUACGGUGGAGAGGACUGCAAUGACACAGAGCAUAGCACAAGUGAAUGUGGCUCCUAGCCCCAUUGCAGACAUAUUAGCAAUGGAGAGCGAGAAUAGGAUUUUCUGCAGAGAGAAAGCAAGAAGAACUGAGAGAGUGGUGGCGGUGAUUUGGAGAGGGGGGGAAGAUAGCCACCCCUAUCUCCUCAAGGCUGCACACACACAAAGGCAGGAUUCGGUAACCAAUCUCUCGUUUCUUGAGUUUAUUUGCCGAUCACCGCCUUCGUUUGCCAAGGAAAUGAAGAAGAUCGCAUGUGCAGCCCUCGUCGUCGCCGCUGCCUCCAUGAGCGCGGCCAUGGCUGUCGAAGCUCCAAGCAUGGCUCCCGCACAGUCCAGUGACGCCGCCGCCAUGCCGGCUGCCGUGUCUGUAGUUGGGGCCUCUAUCUUGUCCUUCUUCGCUCUCUUCAUGCACUAA